This is a messenger RNA of Hipposideros armiger (great roundleaf bat), 4558 nucleotides long. RefSeq names its product membrane bound transcription factor peptidase, site 2 (gene MBTPS2). Gene Ontology annotation, biological process: membrane protein intracellular domain proteolysis; regulation of response to endoplasmic reticulum stress. NCBI's taxonomy places the organism in Eukaryota, Metazoa, Chordata, Mammalia, Chiroptera, Hipposideridae. Gene Ontology annotation, cellular component: membrane; cytoplasm. The transcript is spliced from 11 exons. The record is from RefSeq and is a predicted model, not a curated record. The coding region runs from base 277 to 1851 and encodes 524 amino acids. Gene Ontology annotation, molecular function: metalloendopeptidase activity; protein binding.
GCAGCCGCAGCGAAGCUGAUGCCGGGAUCACGGCGCCCGAGUGCCCCACAAAAAUAAGCCCCCGCGCCCUUUUCCGGUGCGCACACGUCUGUCCGUCCGUGUGACCCCACCGGAAGGGUCCGGGGGAAAAGCAGUGCCAUCGCGAGAAGUGAGCCGGUAACAGGUUGGUUCCUGCGCGGAUGCUGUGGCUGUAAGAGCCGCGUGGUCGGCUGGUUGCGGUUCGCAGGGAGGAGGACGCCGGGGGCUCGCCUUCCCUCCGCCGCCUCUGCCACUGCCAUGAUUCCGGUGUCGCUGGUGGUGGUAGUGGUGGGUGGCUGGACUGCCGUCUACCUGACCGACUUGGUGCUGAAGUCAUCUGUAUAUUUUAAGCAUUCUUAUGAAGACUGGCUGGAAAACAACGGAUUAAGCAUCUCCCCUUUUCACAUAAGAUGGCAAACUGCUGUUUUCAAUCGUGCCUUUUACAGUUGGGGACGGCGGAAAGCGAGGCUGCUUUACCAGUGGUUCAAUUUUGGAAUGGUGUUUGGCGUAAUUGCCAUGUUUAGCUCUUUUUUUCUACUGGGGAAAACACUGAUGCAGACUUUAGCACAAAUGAUGGCAGACUCUUCUGCAUCUUAUUCUUCCUCCUCUUCUUCCUCUUCUUCCUCUUCCUCUUCUUCCUCUUCCUCUUCUUCCUCCUCCUCCUCCUCCUCCUCCUCCUCACUUCACAACGAACAGGUGCUACAAGUUGUGGUUCCUGGUAUAAAUUUACCUGUCAACCAACUGACUUAUUUCUUCGCUGCAGUCCUCAUUAGUGGUGUUGUACAUGAAAUUGGACAUGGGAUAGCAGCUAUUAGGGAACAAGUUCGAUUUAAUGGCUUUGGGAUUUUUCUCUUCAUUAUUUAUCCUGGAGCAUUUGUUGAUCUGUUCACCACUCAUUUGCAACUUAUAUCGCCAGUCCAGCAACUAAGGAUAUUUUGUGCAGGUAUCUGGCAUAAUUUUGUCCUUGCACUCCUGGGUAUUUUAGCUCUUGUUCUCCUCCCUGUAAUUCUCUUGCCCUUUUACUACACUGGAGUCGGGGUGCUUAUCACUGAAGUUGCUGAGGACUCACCUGCCAUUGGACCCAGAGGCCUUUUUGUGGGCGACCUUGUCACCCAUCUGCAGGAUUGUCCCGUGACUAAUGUACAAGAUUGGAAUGAAUGUCUAGAUACCAUCGCCUAUGAACCUCAAAUUGGUUACUGCAUAAGUGCGUCAACUUUACAGCAGCUGAGCUUCCCCGUGAGAGCAUACAAACGGCUAGAUGGUUCAACUGAAUGCUGUAACAAUCAAAGCCUCACAGAUGUGUGCUUUUCCUACAGAAAUAAUUUUAAUAAACGUUUGCAUACAUGUCUACCUGCCCGGAAAGCAGUUGAAGCCACCCAAGUUUGUAGAACCAAUAAAGAUUGUAAAAAGAGCUCAAGUUCAAGUUUCUGCAUAAUACCUUCUUUGGAAACUCAUACUCGCUUAAUAAAAGUGAAACACCCACCUCAAAUCGAUAUGUUGUACGUAGGACAUCCACUGCACCUUCACUACACAGUGAGCAUCACGAGUUUUAUCCCACGUUUUAACUUCCUAAGCAUAGAUCUGCCUGUGAUUGUGGAAACAUUUGUCAAGUACCUGAUUUCCCUCUCAGGAGCUCUGGCUAUUGUUAAUGCAGUGCCCUGCUUUGCUCUGGAUGGACAGUGGAUUUUAAACUCUUUCCUGGAUGCUACCCUUACCUCGGUGAUUGGAGACAAUGAUGUCAAAGAUCUGAUAGGAUUUUUCAUCUUGCUUGGUGGCAGUGUACUUUUGGCUGCCAACGUGACCCUGGGACUCUGGAUGGUUACAGCACGGUAAUACUUGCACUCAUCUGACAGAAUCUCUGAAUUACAGUAUACAAUACUGAGAACCAUCACUUGGUAUGACAUAUAAAGUGUUUCCUUAAGAUUACAUUUUAGCCAACAAUUUUCAGCUCCUCCUAUAUCCAGAGUAUCCAAACUCGGAUGGGAGACAAACAGAAGAAAUGCAAGGUAUGGUUCCUAACUACAUUCUAGUUUUAAAGACUGAACUUACAAACUUCAGAUGCUUGUGGAACAGUUUCUAAACAAGUGCAGAUUCAUGUUAAACCAUUUUGUAUGACUACAUAUGUUGCAAUAAUUUAAAGGAGAACAGAAUUGGGGGGAAUUAAUUGGGGAAAACUUCUUGAAAAAGCUUCAUUAAUCCAGAUUUGAAGGCAACCAGACUUUGGGCAAGUGGAAGGGUGUGCAUUUCCUUGGCCUCUAUCUCUUCCCCUUUGUGUUGUUUGGAAAGGAUUUUAAAAUUUAAUGGUGUAUUAUUUUGUACUCUGACAACUGAGGUCUGAUUAUAAUUAAUAAAAUUCUAUAAAAGAAUCUGCCAACACGAAAGGGAAAAAUCUUUGUCAAACGAUGCCAAAUAAGUGAACAAAGUAGGAAGUAGGCCUCCAAUAUCUUGAGACAUGUAUCGCCCACAAGAGUUACCUCUUUGUUAAUGUGUCCCCAUAUCCUCAUAAAGUAGCACCUAUAGCCUUGACAUUUAGAGUGAGCUGCAGGAAGUGUCCCACAUGCAGCAUGUGAGCUCAGGCAGAUAGGGAUAAACCUCAAAACUGAGCUGGGUCUUCCAACACGUCACAAGACAUACCCCAGGACCUCUGCAGUCCUGGUGACCAUUCUCUACAGACCUUUGAAGCUUGGAACCCUUCCAGGGUAGACAUUUUCUCCUGUGCUGCUGGGGCGAUCCGGGCCCUAGCUCCUGGGUUCCUGUCUUCAAGAAGCAACUACCUUAAACCCUGAACCAUACACGGUCCUCACCAGUGGCUCCCAUGUUUCUCUGUUGAGUAAUAAAGCAUCAAGUCCUUGCUUUCCAUCUUUCCCCUAAGCUACCUCGGUGAGUCCACAGAAGACUUGGUAGUACAGUGAGAAUGGCUGCAUAUGAGUACACAUGUGGAUUUGCCAGAGCCUGGGAACUGACUCCUGUGCCCAAAAAGGCCCUGCCUAGUUUGAGGUCUUUUGGACUGGAGAUGCAGCCCUGGGAGAUCUGGGAAGUCAGCAGGCCACUGUGAAGCUAUUGGUCUUAGAAGCUUAUGAGCGUGCUUUUCUUUGAUGACAAAUACGUGCUUCUCUCAUACACUCAAGAACAUUACCAGUCAUCUAUCCACCUUCUUCGCUAAAUGAGGUAUUCCAUGGGGUUCACCUUUUUCAGAUCAUUGAGUUGCUGCUCAGGCACUAAAACUUUUUAAUCAUUUUUAACAGACUUUAGAUUGUGUUACAAAUUUGCCUGCCUUCUUAAACAGAAAUUGAAUACAAUUUUAAUAUUUCAUUAAAGACUCGAGGUAAUUAAUUAUUACCACUACUAAAGCCAUACAAACGAUUGGUUUAUCCCAGGAAAAAGGCGUUUGUUCUAUUUGUAGGCAGGCAGUCAUUCAGGAUCAAAGUGUAUUAGAGUGAGGUUCAGAUCUGUUCAGGUAGAACUUGGGGAAUGCCGUGAAAUACAUAAUUAAUUUGAUUACAUGAAUAGUUUACAUAACCAGUUUACUAAUGACAAUGUUGUAUAUGUACAGGUCAGUUUUUUUAAAAGUGAGGGGAAAAUUAAUAGAGGAAAUCCUAGCCAUUAACUUCUUUUUUUGGGUGGGAAAAAUAAAAGCCCAACACAUAAUUUUCUUGUAGCUUUUAAACACCUUGGUCUGUUUCUCCAUAGGGUCAGGAUUUGGGGACCACUUUAUUAGAGUAUUGAGCCGAUCAGUGCCGUAUAUAGAAAUGGCCUCAUAGUGUGAGAAAGGAAAGAAAUAGCACAUGUGGUCCCAUCAGCUUGAUUGUGGGCACUUCUAGAGUGAGGGCCAGGUCAUACUCAUCUUUGCAUCCCUGACCCAGUGCAUGAGACAUCAUAAAUACUUAAUAAAUGUGGUUGACUGGGUGAUUAGUGUAUUUAUGGAUUAGAAAAGCAUGUUUCUAUUUAAGUAAGCUAUAAAAAAUGUAUUGAAUAUUUACUGUAAAUAUAUGUUAACAAAAAAAAAUAGCUUAGAAGGUCUGUAUGUCCCUGGUAUAUUAUCAUCUUUAUGAAAAUAAUCCAUUUUGGUUUCUGUAGAACCAUUAGAAAAAUGAAUUAUUUUUGAGGAUUUGAAGAAAGGAUUCAUUCUGUGUUGUCACUUUGUUCAGCCAUAAAACUUUAUUUUCAGUGUUCCUACUCUGCAUUGUUUACAUUUUCGAGGAUUUUUUUUUAAGUCACCUACAAUCUGUAAAGAAUGUAUAUAUUCUUUUCAGCAUCUCAGUUGGAAAAGACAUGCAGUUAAACUUGACCCUUUGAUAAUCACUCUUAUAGGUCAUUGUGCUAAUCGUAAAUUGUAAAUGUGCUUCAUGGAUAUGUGGCUCUCAGUCAUCAUUUUGUCCUAUGGUAUUUAUUGAAUGUCCAUAUACUAAUGGUGCACAGAAUUUUUUUUUUUAUAAAUCUUUUGACUGUGCUGUAAUUCAUUCUUAGGAUUUAACUUGAAGAUACCAUAGUUGCUGGCAUUGGUGUUUAGCAAUAAAAGAAUAAAUGUGUACCAGCAUCA